Messenger RNA from Lactuca saligna, 1209 nucleotides. NCBI's taxonomy places the organism in Eukaryota, Viridiplantae, Streptophyta, Magnoliopsida, Asterales, Asteraceae. The record is from the annotation of a GenBank genome assembly.
AUGCACCACUUUACCCUUCUGGUUCGUUAUCCCCCUCCCUUAAUGUCUACGAUCGACAAUGGAGAUGAUGGCCACUACUACUACUCCAUUACUCACAUGUCGAUAUUUCAUAUUUGUAAACCCGAUAUAGAGAUUUUUGGAUCCGAUUUUUGUGGAUUACAAUAUCACUCAUCUCUCCUCUCCACCACCGUCGCUGACCCACGCACCUUCCGAUUGUGUCUUAAAUUGCUUAAAGAGAAAUGGAUUGAGCUCAACUUUAAGGGUGUUUAUGUGACAACCGAUCCACAUACUGAUGUUUGUUCUACCUCCAUUUCAUCCAGGUAUACAUCAAUCUCCAUCGAUAUCUCCUCCAGUCUUCCCUCUUUUAUUUUGAUCACCUCCUCUUUGAAAUUUCUACCACUCUGCGGCCGCAUCGGAGGAAAGGGCGAGCGCGAGACGGAGAGUGACAGUUGCAGAGACCUUAAUGGCAUUCCGAACCCGAAAGAAGAAGAAAACCCAAAAAAUUUGAAUGCCAAGCCAAAAGUAGUAGUGAUAAUGGGAGCAACAGGUUCUAGAAAAUGUCGUCUCGCCAUUGACCUAACUUCACAAUCCCUUAUCGAAAUCAUUAACACUGAUUCCAUGCAGUUGUACGAAGGAUUGGAUGUUCUCACUAAUAAAGUUCCACUUGACGAUCAGAAAGGUUCGAUUGAUUUCUCGCAUGAAAACAAAUUUAUUAUGCAUCCAUAUCAUUUCACAAGUCAAUGUCUUCGUUCUUUCUUCCUCAAUGUAUCAUCACUAAUCAUCUGUGAUUCUUUGUCUAUGUUGGAGUGCCACACCAUCUCUUGGGGUAAUUUAUGCACAGUUAUGGCUGGCAACUACACACUUGUAUGGGACAAUUUGUAUUCAACCUUUUUCAAGAAGGCACUUGUGAGUCGAUUUGUUUUAGAUGAUUCACCUAUGGAUACUGAUGAACUCAGCCUAGAUGAAACAUAUGGAGAUAAACAACAACCCAAUGAACUUAUGCAAGAACAAGAGAAUUUUAGUUAUAGUUAUGAUAAUCUUAAAGAUCUUGAUCCAGUUGCAGCAAAUAGAAUUCAUCCAAAUGACCAUAGAAAGAUUAAUCAAUACCUUCAUUUAUAUGCUUCAUCUGUUGUUCUUCCUAGCAAAUAUCUUCAGGAAAAGACUAUGGAGGUUGGUAUCUCAUAUUCUUCCAAAACAGUACUUGAAUAA